Molecule: messenger RNA, 2489 nt
Organism: Conger conger (European conger)
Lineage: Eukaryota; Metazoa; Chordata; Actinopteri; Anguilliformes; Congridae
Gene: wipf3
Product: WAS/WASL interacting protein family member 3
Exons: 9
Coding region: 538-1773 (411 amino acids)
Molecular function (GO): actin binding
Source: RefSeq, a predicted model, not a curated record
GAGAAGUAGCAGGUGUGGCUUCUCGCGCGCUGCAAGAGCGGAAUGCGUGCGCGGGCGGCGGGAGUCGCGGGUCUCAGGACAGAGUCACGAUUGUCUAGCCCGUGAACAACAACUGCGACCGGAAUACGACUGGAAGAUCCUCACUAUCAGAAGGAGAAGUUCAGAUAUCGGGUUUUUUUUUUUCUUUUUUUUUCUGGCCGACAAGAACUUUCCGCAGAGGUCGUUGCUUAUAUGGGAAACCCGCUUUUAGGUUUCUAAAAAGUUAGCGCGUUUAACCACGGCCACCUUUUUUAUUUUGGCCAUAGUUACGGACUCAAAGAAGAGUCAAAAGAAGGGGCAGUUUUGUUUUCCAGGACCAGCGGUCUCUAGGUCUAACUAAUAAUAACUUCAGCUCGGUGGCAGUAACAGUAUAUUCAGGUCAGCGCACGGUGUGCUGCGCGACGCCGCCGUAGCGCUCCCUCCGCCGAACCAGUUAUUCAGCCGCGCGGAGACGGAGUACGACACUCAGAAAAACCACCCGCGAGAUUGAGUGACAUCAUGCCUGUUCCCCCUCCCCCCCCACCACCACCCCCUCCCCCUCCUCCACCCGCCUCGACAGGAGCACAGCCGGCCCGAUCAGACCCCCCCAGACCUCUCCCCUCAGGGGGGGGGGGGCGGAACGCUCUCCUGGCCGACAUCCAGAAAGGUGCACGGCUCAAGAAGGUCACGCAGGUCAACGACCGCAGCGCGCCCGCGCUCGACUCGAAGCCCAAAGGAAGCAGUGCGGAUGGUGGGGGCUCCUCUGGAGGCUCAGUUGGCCCCACCCCCUCCCUGGGGGGCCUGUUUGCGGGGGGGUUCCCUGCGCUGCGGCCCGCAGCCUCGCGCUCGUCUCCGCGAUGGAGCCCGCCGGUGGCUGAGAGUCCCGCUGUCCACGCACCGUCACCCGCUAACCCCGCCUUAAACAAGGCCACGCCCCCAGCACCAUCCACGCAGGCCCCGCCCCCUCCUCCCCCACCCUUCCAGGACCGGCCAAUGAAAACCCCCCCUGUGCCCUCAGGUCCGCCCCCUGCCCCGCCCCCACAGACCACCAAGCCCACCUGGUUACCAGUGCAGGCUCAUGCCCUGCCCAGCUCUGAGUCCUCCGGGUCCUUCCCCCCCCCUCCACCACCGCCCCCAACCAACCCGCCCCUGCCCAAACUGCCCCCCGUCCCCUCGUCCUCCCUCAGAGGGGCGGGCUUCCCCCUGCCCCCCUCGUACCCCUGCUCCGCCCCUGCCCCCAGCCGACGUCCCCCCGCUGUGCCCAGAUCUGCAGGUAACGGCAAACUCUUAAAGAUUAAAGUGUAUUACAGCAGCCAACUGAUCGUCAACUGUCUUCUCUCAGUGUUCUCCCCAUCAGCAGCCAUUUUGUCCGCUCCCUCCUUCAGCCUCUCUGUGUCCAGCCGCUCCCUCUCCUCAGUUUCAUCCUUCAGCUGCUGUUCUCUCAUCCCAAACUCUCUGACUCGCUUUCAGGAAGGAUGGCCCCGCCCCCUGCCCCUCCUGCUCGGUCCCCCAAUACUGAGCUGUCGAGCCGGACCCCCCCCCCCUCCCCCGCCCCCCCCUCCCCCGCCCCCUCCUGCCUCAGCCCUGAGGAACGGCCAUCUGCACAGUCUGGAUGACUUUGAGUCCAAGUUCCAGUUCCACCCAAUCGAUGACUUCCCUCCCCCAGAGGAGUUCAGACCUUUUCCCCGAACCUACCCGAGUAAGGUAGCCCGAGAGAACCCCAAACCUCCUGGUGUUAGGACACACCUGCGGUGAGCUGGAGCCUGCGCCAUGGCCCUGCCCCCUGGCCUUGUGGCUCCGCCCCAUGGGAGAGACAGAAGGUCAUGUGACACCUGCACAUCAAAGACUCCACUUUGGAGGCAGGUCUGGUUACAGACACCUGCUUUGAUUGGCUGAUUUGGUCUGUGAAAUGUUCGCUUUGCUUGCCAGUCUCAUAACCCUGUCCUGUUCAGGCCAGAUAAGACGACCAGUGUUCAGACUCCGCCCCUUUCUACAGUCAACCAGGGAUACUUUAAAAAGAGGUACAUCAACAGGAGCAGAUACAAUGGAUCAUGCCACACAUCAGUGCUAGCGUAGCAUUUUACCACGUCUGUUACCACGUCAUUUGUGGCCUUCUCCUGUAAAAUGUUUAAUCAUGUCAAAACCGCUUUUAGCUGGAUAUUUGUUUUAUAAUCAUGAUUUACCAUCAAUGUUAUCAGGGUUUAAGCAGCGCCCUUAAUGAGGUUCCCAAUUUUAUAAUAAUAAUAAUUUGACUUGCAUUAAUAUUUCCAGCCAGAAAUUCAUAGUACAGUCAUUCACAAUGAGUGGAAGGUUUUCCAACAGUUUAUAUUUAUUUAUGUGAGCAUUAGCAUUAUGGCUCAGGCCACUCCCCCUUCUACAGACCAUGGGGUAAUUAGACAGGUGACCUAGGAAUGUGCCGCAGAAGACACACCCUUUACAGACCAGGGGGAGAGAGAGAGCGAGAGAGAGGG